ACUGGCAACACAUGGUGAAAAUGAACACAAAAUAUGAGCCUCUAGUUUUGAGUUGAAGUAUUUAGCUUUGUGGUGUCCCUUGUGUUUCCUCUCUUCCUGUACCUUUGGUUUGCAGAAAGGAACAUGGAAGCUGUGUGUGCCUUUUCUGUUGCUACACUUCACAUCCCCAAGCAUUCACAUGAAAUACCAACCCCACUUAGGAAAUCCAUGUUCUUGAGCCCCCAACUGAACUCACCAAUUUCACUUGUUCACAGGGGCACUUCAAAAUCCAAGCUUUCCACUGCCUUGUCACCCCCUCCAUUGGCAGAACCCAGCAACACACCUGAGGCUGAGCCAGAGUUUGAAGGGCAAGCAGAGAAAUUUGACUGGUACUCUCAAUGGUACCCUUUGAUGCCAAUUUGUGACCUUGACAAAAGGAAACCACACGGGAAGAGGGUAUUAGGCAUUGAUGUGGUUGUGUGGUGGGAUAGGAAUGAGGGUGCUUGGCAGGUUCAUGAUGAUGCUUGUCCUCAUAGAUUGGCACCCUUGUCUGAUGGAAGGAUUGAUCAAUGGGGCAGGUUGCAGUGUGUGUACCAUGGUUGGUGUUUUGAUGGCAAAGGAGAAUGCAAAUUGAUUCCUCAGGCACCCCCUGAUGGUCCUCCGAUUCAUACGUCCAAAAAAGCAUGUGUAGCUGCUUAUCCAAGUACUGUGCAAAAUGAUAUCUUGUGGUUCUGGCCAAAUACUGAUCCUCAAUACAAAGAUAUUAUUACAAGAAAAAGACCCCCAUUCAUUCCACAAUUAGAUGAUCCAUCGUAUACUAAAUCAAUGGGAAACAGAGACAUUCCUUAUGGGUAUGAAGUACUGAUAGAAAAUCUUAUGGACCCUGCACAUGUUCCAUAUGCACACUAUGGACUAAUGCGUACUCAGAAGCCAAAAGUGAAAGUUGAUAGAGAAGGGGGCAGGCCACUUGAAUUGUUUGUUGAAAAGUUAGAUAUCAAUGGUUUUACAGCAGAUCAAGGUUGGAGCUUAAGCAAAUUUAUGCCACCUUGCAUUUUUUAUGCAUAUACUGAUCGAGAUCAACCUGCCUCAUCUGCUGAAACUCAGAAACCAUCAGCUCAGAAGAAGUUUGCUUUAAUCUUUGUUUGUGUUCCUGUUAGUCCUGGUAAAAGCAGAUUGAUAUGGUGCUUCCCAAGAAACUUUGGAUUGUGGAUUGACAAAAUUGUACCACGAUGGAUAUUUCAUAUGGGACAAAACCUGAUUCUGGAUUCAGACUUAUAUCUUCUCCAUGUUGAGGAACAUAAAAUAAUGGAUAUUGGUCCAAAGAAUUGGCAAAAAGCUUGUUUUGUUCCAACAAAGUCAGAUGCCCUUGUAAUUGGUUAUAGAAAGUGGUUAAAGAAGUAUGCGGGUGGUCAAGUUGAUUGGAGAGGAAAAUAUAGUGGGACUCUUCCUCCAACACCUCCAAGAGAACAGCUUAUGGACAGGUACUGGUCCCAUGUGGUGAAUUGCAAGAGUUGCAAUUCUGCUUACAAGAGCCUCAAUGUGGUUGAAGUAAUGCUGCAGGUCAUAUCUGUCGCUUCAAUUGGGAUUGUCGCCACCAUGAAGCAGGGAACAAUGUCAGUGGCAACAAGAAAUUCAAUGUUUGCGUUAGCAAUACUAUCAUUUGCUCUGUCUCGGUGGUUAGCUCACUUCAUAUACAAAAACUUCCGUUGUCAUGACUACGACCAUGCAUUUCGCUGAAUUCUGACCUGUGUUUUCCGUAGUCCUUGUCUAGCUAUUUGUAUACAGAGAUUAUACACACUCCACAAAAAUAAAGUUAUUACACUUUGAUUUACC
Molecule: messenger RNA, 1812 nt
Organism: Cajanus cajan (pigeon pea)
Lineage: Eukaryota; Viridiplantae; Streptophyta; Magnoliopsida; Fabales; Fabaceae
Gene: ACD1-LIKE
Product: ACD1-like protein
Cellular component (GO): cytoplasm
Molecular function (GO): chlorophyllide a oxygenase activity; 2 iron, 2 sulfur cluster binding
Source: RefSeq, a predicted model, not a curated record